AUGGUUUUCUUGGCGAGGCAGCUACCAGAAAAAUGUCGAGAACAACAAAAACCUCUUUACAUGGGAUUCAUUGACCUGACUCAAGCUUUUGACACUGUCAAGCGUGAGCUGCUCUGGGAGAUACUAUCUAGAUAUGGAUGCCCAACAAAAUUCAUAAAGAUCCUGAGGCUACUGCAUGAUAAUACGUCGGUGACUGUAAUGGCUAAUGGUAGCCUUACUGAACCUUUCAAAGUUAAGUCAGGCGUAAAACAGGGUUGUGUCGCUGCUCCUACCUUGUUUUCCAUAUUUAUAACUGUUGUUUUGCACCUCACUCGAGAUAAAUUGCCUCCAGGUAUCUCCAUCAAUUACAGAAAAGACGGAGGAAUAUUCAAUCCCAACCGGCUAAAGAUCGAUGCAGUGGAGCGAUCUGCUUGGAGAGUUAAAGUGAAAGAUGGAAUUAAAAAUUAUGAAGAGAACAGAAAGCAUCAUCUGGAGAACCGUAGAGCUGCAAGACAAGCUCGUCAGGUCCAUCCACAGCCUCCACUCUCAAACAACAAAUGCCCAAAUUGUGACAGAGCAUGUAGCUCGAGAAUUGGUCUCAUUAGCCACAUAAGAACCCAUCAAUAA
Molecule: messenger RNA, 606 nt
Organism: Macrobrachium nipponense
Lineage: Eukaryota; Metazoa; Arthropoda; Malacostraca; Decapoda; Palaemonidae
Exons: 2
Coding region: 1-606 (201 amino acids)
Source: RefSeq, a predicted model, not a curated record